GCGGAGAAUUCUACGACAUCGCCUUCAAGGUAAUGCUGGUUGGGGAUUCUGGGGUGGGGAAAACCUGCUUGCUGGUUCGUUUUAAAGACGGAGCAUUUCUGGCUGGAAGCUUCAUCUCAACAGUUGGGAUAGACUUCAGGUGAUUGGUGAGGAGACAGCUUAAAAAGCUCACACUCCUGCGGAUCGAGGAGAGAGAACUGGGAGACGUUGGUGAGUCCUGUGGGACCAAAGAGUGGAACUAUUAUCCGAGAAGUCAAGUCGUGUGGACUGCCUAAAGAAUCUAUUACCUUAUGUGUGAAGCGCCAUUUGCGCCUUUUUGUUGUUUUGGAAAUAAAAGAAUCUCACGUCUCCCAGUGAACGCCGACCCCGUGUCCUUCCUUGUAUAUAUAGAUACUUUGAACUUUGUUACACUGGUGCCGAAACCCGGGAUACAGGAAGGACCAGAGCCGCCGCCAUGUCUCAGCCAGGAUCGCCGUUUGCGGAGGUUGUCCAAUCCCUCGCCGGUCUUCACAGCCAACAACACCAGGCGCUGCUGGGUCUCCGUGAAGACCAGGAACGACGCUUUCAAGCACUUGUCCAGGCCCAGCAAGAAGACCGCGAGGCGUUCCGGAGCUGGUUGGACCAGGAAGCCACCGCCAGGGUGGCCAGCUCCCCAGCGGUAAGCCUGCCUCUGCAUAAGAUGGGGGCUCAGGACGACCCGGAGGCUUUCCUGGAGCUUUUCGAGAGGUCUGCGGAGAUUUCUGGCUGGCCACAAGACGUUUGGUCGGCCCGGCUGAUUCCCUUGCUGACGGGAGAGGCGCAGUUGGCCGCCCAGCACCUGCCAGUCCAGAAUCUCCUGGUAUAUGCAGAACUCAAGAAAGCCAUCCUCCAGCGAGUCGGACUGAGUCCCGAGCAACAGAGGCAGCGAUUCAGAUCUUUGGAGCUGGGGGAUGCAGGCCAACCCUUCGCCCUGGCUCAACAGCUCCGGGACGCAUGCCGCAAAUGGCUGAUGGCUGACGGAGGCGACGUCGACGAGAUCCUCGAUCGUGUGACACUGGAGCAGUUCGUGGUGCGGCUUCCGCCGAAGACCGCACAGUGGGUCCAGUGCCACCGACCGGCGUCGCUGACGGAGGCCAUCCAAUUGGCUGAGGACCAGAUGGUGGCGUGCCCCGGGGUCGGCGUACCCCGUUCAUCUCUCUCUCUCCAACCUGUUUCUUCUCCCCCUCCCUGACCUAUUCCCUUUCCCAGGUCUCCGGCGUCAUUCCUACCCAGGCCCGCACCCAGGAAUCGAGACCUAAUGGGGAACGGUCGACAAUACUUCCGGGGACCUGGUCGAUACAUGCAACCUGCCGUCUCUCCACCUCCACAAGCCUCUCCUCACCAAUCCGGCGGCGGAAAAGUCUGGGCCGACCUGUUGGCGGUGUGGGGAGCCGGGUCACACGAUCGACCGCUAACAGAUGAUGGAGGUCGGGACGAUGAUCCGGGUCCCCGACGACCCACAGGUUGCCCUCGAUUCAGCCGGCCUGUAUCAAAUACCUGUGAGUAUCAAGGGGAAUACAUAUCAGGCCUUGGUGGAUUCAGGAUGCAACCAGACCUCCAUCCACCAACGCCUGAUUCGGUCCGUGGCAAAGGAUAAGAGCCGCAUGGUUAAGGUACGGUGUGUACACGGGGAUGUGGUGAACUAUUCUUUAGUGACGAUGCCUAUACAAUUUAGGGGUCAGAAGCAUAGAGUAAAGGUGGCGGUUAAUCCCCAUCUCAAACAUCCGCUAAUUUUGGGGACGAAUUGGCCGAUGUUUUCUGUACUAUUGGGGAAAUUAUGUGCGGAUGUUUCCUCGGGAAAUCAAGGGCGACGGAAGACCGCGGUUGUGCAGGCGGGGGAAGCUGAGCCGGAACCUAGAGGGACUGAUCCAGGGGAACGGAGUACCGUAGAGAGACAAAAUCUCUCUCGGUGUGAUGAUUUUGCCCUGGAACAGUCUCACGACGACUCGCUUAAAAAUGCGUUUCAGCAGGUUCGUACCAUCGACGGACAGCGUCUUCACCCUGCACAGCCGCUUGUCUAUCCGUAUUUUGCCAUUUUAAAAGACAGGUUGUAUAGAGUGACCCGAGACACUCAGUCAAAUGAUACAACACAAUUAGUUGUCCCACAGAGCCGCCGGGAAAUGCUUUUCCAGACGGCUCACCGUAAUUCAAUGGCGGGUCACUUAGGACAAAUAGCAACACUAAACCGUUUUAUGGCCCGCUUCUUUUGGCCGGGCAUUCAUGAGAACUUGCGCAGAUGGUGCGCGUCUUGUCCUGAAUGUCAGUUGGUAAACCCACCGGCCACUCCUAAGGCACCAUUGUGUCCCCUUCCGUUGGUUCAGGUCCCCUUCGAGAGAAUUGAUAUGGACCUGAUCGGGCCAUUAGAACGGUCGGCACGGGGACACCGUUUCGCAUUGGUCUUAGUAGACUAUGCGACACGAUAUCCCGAGGCAGUGGCUCUCCGCAACAUUUCGGCUAAAAGUGUUGCGGACGCCCUGUUUAGCCUUAUCUCCCGUGUGGGAAUCCCGAAAGAGAUUCUCACGGAUCAAGGCACGGCGUUUAUGUCACGGACUCUCCGCGAACUAUACGGAUUAUUAGGCAUUAAAACAGUCCGUACAAGCGUCUACCACCCACAGACGGACGGCUUGGUCGAACGCUUUAAUCGCACUUUGAAGACUAUGAUCCGGAAGUUCGUACACGACGACGCCAAGAAUUGGGAUCGGUGGCUAGAACCCCUAUUGUUUGCGAUACGAGAGGUCCCCCAAGCCUCCACGGGGUUUUCCCCCUUUGAGUUACUCUAUGGACGCCAGCCCCGUGGGGUUCUGGACGUCCUAAGGGAAGCUUGGGAGGACGGACCCUCAGACAGCAAAAAUCAAAUUCAAUAUGUCCUGGACCUGAGAGCAAAACUCGAUACACUGGGGCGGCUCUCUAUGGAAAAUUUGCUACAGGCCCAGGACAGGCAGAGUCGGCAGUAUAAUAGGGGUACUAGCUUACGUAAAUUUGCACCGGGAGAUAAAGUGCUCAUACUACUCCCCACCUCGAGUUCUAAAUUACUCGCAAAGUGGCAAGGGCCGUUCGAGGUCGCACGGCGAAUAAACGAUCUCAAUUAUGAGGUAAUACGGUCGGAUAGGAGCGGAGCACAUCAAGUAUAUCACCUUAAUCUCCUUAAAAAAUGGAACGAGGUGAACCCGGUGAUGCUGGCGACGGUAGUGAGCAGAGAGGAUGAUCUCGGACCAGAAGCAAAAUGUCCACUUCAAUCUCUUGCCCUGGCCCUGGGGGGAGAUCACCUCUCACCCUCCCAGCUCACCGAGGUAGCCAAGUGGCAGGCAGAUUUUGCGGAUGUGUUCUCGCCCCUACCCGGUCGUACCAAUCUCAUCGAGCACCAUAUUGAGACCAAACUGGACGUAAUAAUUCGCAGCCGGCCCUACAGAUUACCUGAACAUAAGAAAAAAGUAGUUCAGGAAGAAUUAAAAGCAAUGCUUGAGAUGGGGGUAGUAGAAGAAUCCCAUAGUGAUUGGGCGAGCCCGAUAGUUUUGGUCCCUAAAACAGACGGCUCAGUCCGGUUCUGUGUGGAUUAUAGAAGGGUGAAUGCUGUGUCGAAAUUCGAUGCAUAUCCGAUGCCACGGAUUGACGAGUUGCUGGAUCGGCUUGGUUCGGCUCGUUUUUUUUCGACACUGGAUUUAACUAAAGGGUACUGGCAGAUUCCCCUAUCUCCUCUAUCCAAAGAGAAAACCGCCUUCACCACGCCGUUUGGAUUACACCAAUUCGUAACACUUCCAUUCGAGUUAUUCGGAGCUCCGGCAACCUUCCAGCGCCUCAUGGACCGCCUGCUGCGACCACAUGCGGGGUAUGCGGCGGCAUACCUGGACGACAUUGUUAUAUAUAGCAACGACUGGGAGCGGCAUAUACAACAUCUAAGGGCGGUACUGAGUUCGCUGAGAAGGGCCGGACUGACGGCUAACCCGAAGAAGUGUGCAAUUGGGCGGGUGGAGGUAAGGUAUCUGGGCUUCCACUUGGGUCAUGGGCAGGUGCGUCCCCAAAUUGAUAAGACGGCAGCAGUUGCAACCGCACCAAGACCAAAAAGGAGGUAAGACAAUUCCUGGGGCUAGCGGGAUAUUAUAGAAGGUUUGUACCUAAUUAUUCGGACCUCACUAGCCCGCUGACUGAUCUUACUAGAAAGGAGGCACCGGAUACCGUCCAGUGGACGGAGCCAUGCCAGCAGGCUUUUACCAAGGUGAAGGCUGCUCUCUGUGGCGGACCGUUAUUGCACUCCCCUGAUUUCUCUCUUCCUUUCUCGUUACAGACGGACGCGUCGGAUCGGGGCGUGGGGGCGGUUUUGUCCCAGGAGACGGGGGGUGAGGAAAGGCCGGUGCUGUACCUUAGUCGAAAGCUCUCUAGGAGAGAGACAAAGUACAGCACCAUAGAAAAGGAAUGCCUCGCAAUUAGGUGGGCCGUGCUCACCCUCCGCUACUAUCUCCUGGGGCGCGAAUUCACGCUCCAUUCGGACCACGCUCCUCUCCAAUGGCUCCACCAUAUGAAAGAUACCAACGCGCGGAUCACCCGUUGGUAUCUGGCGUUACAACCUUUUAAAUUCAAGGUGAUCCACAGACGGGGGUCUAAGAU
Messenger RNA from Triplophysa dalaica, 4620 nucleotides. Its product is annotated as ras-related protein Rab-26. The transcript is spliced from 3 exons. Gene Ontology annotation, biological process: DNA integration; regulation of exocytosis; protein secretion. The coding region runs from base 1437 to 4088 and encodes 883 amino acids. Lineage: Eukaryota; Metazoa; Chordata; Actinopteri; Cypriniformes; Nemacheilidae. Gene Ontology annotation, molecular function: GTPase activity; GTP binding; nucleic acid binding. The record is from RefSeq and is a predicted model, not a curated record.